This is a messenger RNA of Neolamprologus brichardi, 2317 nucleotides long. Its product is annotated as DNA repair protein XRCC4-like. Gene Ontology annotation, cellular component: nucleus; DNA-dependent protein kinase-DNA ligase 4 complex; DNA ligase IV complex. The record is from RefSeq and is a predicted model, not a curated record. Gene Ontology annotation, molecular function: DNA binding. Lineage: Eukaryota; Metazoa; Chordata; Actinopteri; Cichliformes; Cichlidae. Gene Ontology annotation, biological process: positive regulation of ligase activity; double-strand break repair via nonhomologous end joining; response to X-ray.
GGUUGAAACUACUGUCGAAGCUGUCAAGAGUCUCGGAUAUGUGAGAAACAUGAGCGGUACAGUUCGUCAGAUUAGACUAAGUGAUGAUCCAGAUACUCCGUACUUCCUGCGAGUGGACUGGGCCAUAGACCUGGGUGCUGGUUUCACAUUAGCUCUUACUAAUGGCAGCUCAGCAUGGAUUGGAGAAGUUUCAGAGGAUGAUAUGACAAGGGAAGCCAAUGACAUAGGAGUCCCAAGAGAGAGAUAUGUUGAGGAUCUUCUUCAAGCCCUAACAAAAAGUGGAGGAGGAAGAAGCGAAGACAAGGAGAUGUAUACCUUUGGCCUCUCUCCUGAUCGCCGUUGUCUCUUGUAUGAGAAGACUUGUAAUGAUAUUUCGGUGCACUUGGGCUCUGUGGAGCUCCAGCCAUCUCCAGACCCUCUGGAGCUGACCUGUGAGAUGAUUGGACAGUCCCUAAAGCGCAGCACAGAUCUGGAGACAGAAAACUCACGAUUGUUGGAGCAAAGCUGUAAAUUGAAGCAGGAUCACCAGCGAAUACUCGGACAGCUCAAGCAUCAGGUUCAGAAAAAAGAAGCGUUAGAGAGGGAACUGUACUCACGUUUUGUCAUGGUGCUGAACGAGAAGAAGGCCAAGAUCAGAGGUCUGCAGGAGGCUGUCAAAAGGCUUCGAAACUCGGACAACCAUCCGAGCGACGAGGAGGGUGUACAAAGUGACAAUCUCACAACUCAAGGUGAAGGCACUCCGGACAGAGGAGAGGAGACCAGUCAGAGCAUCCAACCCUCUCUGGAGCCAACUAUCCUCAUUACAGGACGUAAUCUAGUCUGGGAAGGGAUCCCCGUUGACCGGACUUUUUCUGAUGACGAUGAAGAUGAGCAACCGAAACGGAAGCAUAGGUUGCUUCACACCUUGAGCCCACGAUCUUCUGAACAACUUUAAAUUGCAGCCUCCUUUUCAAGAAAUAGAUGGCGCCCGGGACUAUUCACGAACAUUUUAAUGAGCAGGUUUUCUCUGCUUGCUAUCUUGCUAUGUAAGCUAGUUCCAGCCUCACAGCGAUACACACGACCAAAACAGCGACAGCCGGGCAGCAGUGUCCUGGAAGUGUCUCCAGAUUAUGAUGCAAGGGUCUCUCCUAGAUUGUGAAAGUGAAUUCAGAAAGCCAGAGCACGUCACAGCAUCUGGAUUGCUUUAACUGUGACAAUUACCUACCACAUCUCCUAAGAGACUAGUUGCUUUACAGUAAAGGGGUGAAAAGCAGUUACUGAUACAAUCAUUUCCCAAAUUCUCUCCAUUCUGUGUUGCUGUAUAGAUUUUUCCCAGAUGUGUCAGUGGCCAUGCGAUAACAGCCACUUAACACUGUCUGGGACUAUGUCAGGAACUAAAAGUGUUUCUGCUAAUAAGCUGAAGAACUCGGUAGAGAAUCUGGAGCACGACUACGGAAGCAAUUUACAAAGAGUCUCACUUUUCCCUGAGCUUGAAUUUGACUCUGCUGUAGUCAGAUCUCAGCUCAGUGUGAGAGUGAAGAAAAAGGGGGUCAACAUGCUACACCCAGAAAAAAAGGGUGUCACAACCAGGGAACGAUAACUGCUUUCUUAAUGCUUAUUCAUCAUGUCCUGCUGAUGUUUUCCUCCCUCUUUCUAUUAUGAAAACAAACUCGAAACCGUCUCUUUCAUUUUAACUUUCAAAACUAGCAUUUUGCAAAAGAUAAUUUGGCCCUCAAAGUUUUUUUCCCCCUUUUUCACGCAGCCUUUUAUUGUGUAGAUAUUAUGUGGCCCAAACUACCUGAGGGUUGAUUUUCAGGUUAAUGAGGUUAUGUUGUCUUUAAGCUUCUUCACUUGCUCACAUUGUCCUUAACAUCUGCUAUCAGCUUUAGGUUCUUAGGUCAUCGCCGUGCGUUUUCAAUGAGACAGUAAUGAAGUUUUGGAUUAUUUGACCCUUUACAUCUGAAUUCUGGACCUUCUUGCUGCUGCUUUUGAUGAUACCUUUAUGUCUGUUGAAAACCACAGGUGGCCACCGGGAUUAUCCCGCUAUAUGUUCUUGGUGGUUUUAGUAAUCCCCACUGGAAUGUCACACUGUCUGUUUACAUCUCAUCAAUAAAGUAUUCUGAAAGCAAAACAAAGAAGAGUAUCAAAGGUUAAUUUACAGAUGAAUGCAUGACAACGUGCGAUGGACAAUGAGCUUACGCUGAAAAGGAGACAGUGCUGAAUAUUUAAGGGAUUUCCUUUAUUAUAAUGCGUAGUUGUUUGAUUUAAAAUGCUCCAAAGCAAGAUCUCGUUCUGUUUUUGGAAUAAAAGCUGAUAAUUAGUUUUUAAUUUGGUAAAA